Drosophila elegans is the source of this 6160-nucleotide messenger RNA. It is a transcript of the gene app, whose product is annotated as palmitoyltransferase app. The coding region runs from base 166 to 2460 and encodes 764 amino acids. The record is from RefSeq and is a predicted model, not a curated record. NCBI's taxonomy places the organism in Eukaryota, Metazoa, Arthropoda, Insecta, Diptera, Drosophilidae. The transcript is spliced from 8 exons. Gene Ontology annotation, molecular function: protein-cysteine S-palmitoyltransferase activity. Gene Ontology annotation, cellular component: Golgi apparatus; endoplasmic reticulum. Gene Ontology annotation, biological process: protein targeting to membrane; peptidyl-L-cysteine S-palmitoylation.
UCAUCACCAUCACCAGCAGGAAAGGCAAACGCAAACGCAAAGACGUCGCUGUCACAGUCAGCCACUGUUGUCAGCAAAGGAAAAGUAUCAAAAUCAGAAUCAGGCACCGGCACAGGAACAGGAAUCGCAGCCCAGCUUAAAACCCAUUUCCCCAGGACCGCCCCGAUGAAUCUGCUGUGCUGCUGUUGUUGCAGUAACAUGGCACCAAACCAGCGCGUCACACGCAAAUGGGAACUGUUUGCCGGACGCAAUAAAUUCUACUGCGAUGGAUUGCUAAUGUCCGCACCGCACACAGGCGUCUUCUACUUGACGUGCAUCCUGAUUACCGGCACCAGUGCGCUCUUCUUUGCCUUCGACUGCCCCUUUCUGGCGGACAGCAUCAAUCCGGCCAUUCCGAUUGUGGGAGCGGUCCUCUACUUCUUCACGAUGAGCUCCUUGCUGCGCACAACCUUCACGGAUCCGGGCGUCAUACCGCGAGCCUCCAACGAUGAGGCCGCCUAUAUCGAAAAGCAAAUUGAGGUGCCAAACUCGCUGAACAGCCCCACAUAUCGACCGCCGCCCAGGACCAAGGAGGUUCUGGUCAAGGGCCAGACGGUCAAGCUGAAAUACUGCUUCACCUGCAAGAUCUUCCGGCCGCCGAGGGCAUCACAUUGCAGCCUUUGCGACAACUGCGUGGACCGCUUCGAUCACCACUGUCCCUGGGUGGGAAACUGCGUGGGCAAGCGGAAUUAUCGGUUCUUUUAUUUGUUUCUAGUCUCAUUGGCAUUUUUAGCUGUAUUUAUAUUUUCGUGCUCUGUGACGCAUUUAGUUUUAUUGAUGAAAACCGAGCUGGAGGUCUUCAAAGUAAUCAAGAAGGCGCCCUUCACUGUGAUUGUUGUGUUCAUUUGCUUCUUCUCGAUAUGGUCGGUGAUCGGCCUAGCCGGCUUCCAUACCUAUCUGACAACAAGCGAUCAGACAACCAACGAGGAUCUCAAGGGAUCCUUCUCCUCGAAAGGCGGUCCGCGCACCCAAAAUCCCUAUUCGCGGGGCAACAUUUGCCUGAACUGUUGCCACAUCCUGUGCGGACCCAUGACGCCCUCGCUGAUCGAUAGACGCGGCGUCGCCACCGACGAGUUCAUCCAGCAGAUGCAGCACCAAUCGAGUCCGCGGCACGCACUCAGCGAUGUGCUGAGUGCCUCGCACAUGGUCACCACCUCGCAGCCCAUGAUGGGCAUGGGCGGCGGGGGGAGUGGGAUCGGUGGUGCCGGCGGUGGCAUCAGCAUUGGCGGGGCGGAGCUGAAGCCCCGCUUCUACGACGAGUCCAAUCCCUCCUCCUCGACACUGGAGGGCAACGGAGGUGCCAUCAAUGGCCACGGGAAUGGCCAUGGCCAUGGCAACGCCAACGGCACCGGCUUCGAUCAUCCGCCGCCCAGCUACGAUCUGGUCCAGAACGGUAAGUCCCGCAAGCAGCACCAGCAGCGCUGCUCCCUGCAAACCCUGCUGCCCGCCAGUGCCCAGCAGCAGUUCAAGGCCAGCAAGCACAAGCACAAGCAGCUCAAGCAGCACCUGGUGGCCUCCGCCGAGUUGCAGCAACCGGAGGGCAUACCCAACUCCCCCUCGCUUCUCCGCUCGCCGGCCACCUCCUCCUCGUACCGGCUGAACCUUAGGCGGUCGCUGCACCUGCCGCUGACACCGUCGUACGACGACGUCCGCCACUCGCCGCUGCCGCUGCUGCACCACCACGUCCAUGCCCAGCAGACCACCGCCAUUGGCAGCGUGGCAGCAGCGGCGGCGGCGGUGGCCUCCGGCGCCAGCGGUACGGGAACCGGAUUGGGUACCGGAAUGGGCACCGGAACAGGUACUGGUGGUUCCUCUUCCUCCACCGCCACGGCACCCACUUCGGUGUCCGUGUCCCUGGCCACGGCUCCACCGCCGCUGGCGCCGCGACGACCGUCGACGCUGCAGCUGCAGGCCAGCGCAGGGAUCUCGGCAAGCAAUAGUACGCUGACCACCAUACACACCACGGCGCCACAGCCGCCGGCGCCCACGGACUACAAGUACUACUCGCCCCAGCGCAGCACCGACUCCAAUCUGAUGCGGAACUAUCCGUUUCCCAAGGCGGCGCGUGGCAUGCGUCGCCAAUCCACGAUGUCGGUGGACUCGCAGAAAGUAAAUAUUGCCGGCUAUCAGCCGCUGCCCAUGAGGAAACCCUACAAACACCAGGAGGUGAUGUUCGAACUGAAGUCGCCGACCAAUCGACUGACCAUCCGCGAAUGUGACUUUGGCGGUGGCGGUGAACCCUGCGACGACGAUCAGUCGAUCAAGGACAGCCAGAUCUUUCGUGUUAGUAAACGAAAUCUUUAUAUGAAUCACCGGUCGCCGUGGAAAGAGCGCGACCGCUACUCCAAUCUCUACGAGUACUCGUUCAACAUCGAUCUCAACUCGAUCAUCGAGGAUGCGGCGGGCAGUGACUCGUCAUAGUACGCAGCAGCAGUCCGCUGCUCCUGCUCCUGCUCCGAGGCCCAUCUGUUCCAUCUGUUCCGAUCCGUUGUCCGGCUCGGUAGGAUGGUGAUUCGCCUCCUAGUCGUCCAUCGACUACUCCUCCUCGUUCGGUUGUUAAGCGCUGUACAUAAGGCCGGGCUCCUUCGGUCACCCCGAUUCCUAAUGCUUCCACGCUUUUGCUAAGGUGGCCAAAUCGGGUCCAGAUUCCGGAAUUAGCCCAAUUAUAUAGUAGAGGCUUCUCGUAGGCAGCUAUCCGAAUAUAAUUUAAUUAAAACUUCAUUUAGGAUCUAUUAUAUAAUAAGGGCUUAAGUAGGUUUUGUAGCCUUUUUUGAGUAGUUUUUAUUGAAUUUAAAACAAGGCUGCAAACUGUUUUUAACCGAACCGCUUUAAAAGGUUCGGGUAUUUGUAUAUUUGGACUGCAAUUCAUUUCAAGGUACAAAAUUAUAAGUAGCAACAUAAAUAUUAGACCCCUUCUAUAGCCCACAAAUUUGAACACAAUAAUAUUUUGAAUUAUAAAAUGAAUUUACUUUUGUUGGUUAAAAACAGCUUACAUUUUUGUGUGAACAAUUUAGCAGAGCAAGUUUGAACUACUUUUGAUUUGCAAAGUAAAUAUUUUCCCCAACUGAAUGUUCGAGCCAACGCAGCGAAUAAAUUUAAAAGUUUGCAGCCUUGAUUUCAACUUUGAGGGAAUCUAUCACAGUCUGAUUGUGGCACAUUUUGUGAGACUCACUUGGCUUCCACGCGCUGCAACUGUAUAACUGCUACCCUUUUGCAGCCUGAAUUCCGAAUUUGUGUUUUUGUGCACCCUUUGUAGAAGUCGAACUUGUAUGAUUUUGUGUUUAAUGUAUGAAUCCCUUGCCCUGCCAACCGCUGUAGUAGACUCCCCCGUGUUUUCACCCCCCACUCGAAAAAACUUGGUUCAUAGAAACUUUUGCGUUUAUUUAGCACCUGCUUCCCAGGCUAUGGUGAGUCGGAUCUCCUCUGAUGCAAAUGCGAUUGCAAUAGAGGGGCUUCGGCGCCAGGGGCCGCAAUGCCACCCAUGUAUAUGUAUCCACCUUGGUCUACGUCCCAGCGCCGCCACCUCCAAUAGUGAAGACACAAACUAACCAACUAACCAACCAAGCAAACCUACUAACCAAAAUACCAAAAAACCAUAAAACCAGUAAACCAACAUCCCAAACCAAGCAUGUUUGACUUUGUUCGCCUAGUAAAAUGCUUAAGUUUUUGAUUUCUGUUGGGAACCUCGUGAGAUUCCCACGCGGCUGAAUGUCCUGUAAAUGAUCGCAGUCACUUGGGCCUUAAGUUACAUUUUUCAAUAAUUUGGAAGGUUUCAACCGAAAAAACGUAGAAACGAAAGAAAACUUUAACUUGCAAUUAGAAAAUGGGAAAUUAGCAAAACACUUAAUGAGCCAAAAUAACUGCCAUUUAUCGAAGCAACAUUUUGUUAGGACUUUUUUCAUUUUUACAAUGAAAAUUAAAAUUAAAUGUAAACGUAAACGUAAACUAAAAAAAUGGAAUUCAACAAGAAUUUGAUAAACUAUGUAUCAGUGUUAAGGGAGUCAUUUUAAAACUACUAGUCGAAUACAAAAAAAAAUGUUGCAAAACGGAUUGAAUAUCAAAUAUCGAAUAUGUCUUAAUCUUGAAUAUUGGAACAUUGCCAAGUGACUGCUGCAAAUAAUUAGCAUUAAACAGAAUACCGAAACAAUGCGUUGAAAUUGAAAAAAAAUUUAAUGAAAAUUGAAAUUGAUAAUAUUUAUACCUAGUUGUAAUAGUUACAAAACAUUUCUCGGGCAGGAGAUUUUGCUGGACUUUUGGGGAGGUGAAAAUCGAAAAGCGCAUUAGGUGUAUAAGCCAGCUUGAACAAAUAAUUGUGGCUCACAUGCCGCCUCCAAGGCUUUAAAUCUUGAGCAUUAACAAUAUUAUGGGUUCCUUUUAUAAUUAAUUGCAAGUUUAAUGCGCAUUAGCGAGGUAAUUGAAAUUGUAGGUAGUUAUAUAUAUUAUAUAUAUAUAUUUUUCAUGCUGAGUCACAGCGUGAAAGCGAGUGUUAACUGAUGAAAAAGUAAAUUUAUAUACUUAUAUAUACACAAUAUGUAUGGUUAAAUGUUGGGCAAUAAAGUGUAUCUAGCGUAUAUUUAAAAUCGAUCCAAAUGAAAUGUUGGCGGAUCGUAAUGCAGAUCUAUAACUACAUAUAAGUACUAAUCCCGAUGUUGAAGCGUAUCGCAAACUUUCAGGAAGAGCGUGAGACCUACUCACGAUCCCGAUCGAUUAUUGGAAUUAUAUAAACUAUAUAUCCCCCGAAUCACCCACACACAUAUAGACACGAACCGGAGGCUUGGGCUUGAAGCUUUCGAUUUUUAGUUUCCGUUCGCGUCUCGUCUCCUCUACAUUUUCCAUUAUAUUAUAUAUUUAGGUUACCUGAUUUUGGUUUUGACUGGCUAAGCGCGCACACCACCACCAAAAGCUAUAACCUUCUUCUUGAUUUAUCGCACACUAAUGUCAAACUCUUUCUGUAUCUUUCAACUUGACUCUGGGAACUAACAAACAAUACUUACAAAUUUGUGUCUGUAACUAUUUUGUGAAACUUACCAAACCGUAAAAACCAAAACAAAAACUGCAAUUGAGCGAAAGUUGUCGAGGGCCGCUUAAGACUAGAGUAAAAAUGCAUUUUAAGCCUUAAUUGGGUGAGUUCUCUCCUAUUGCAAAAACAUUUAAUUGUUGUAUGUACCAAAAUAACCGAAAACUGAAAAUUUAACCAAAGCUUUAGAGUUUCGUUUGAAAUUAGCUACACCAUCGCAUACAUGUACCCAUAUGUUUGAGUUGAUUUUCCUGUUGCUUAACCACCUGCCAGCGCGAAAUAGCUGAACUAUAAUAUUCGUUUGGUGUUCUAUUAAGUUGCUCAUGCCGAUUCGUAUCCAUCAAAUAGAACUAAUGGCAUAACCAUCAUCCCACAAAAAAACACACAAAAAAAACAUCCCAAUCAACACAGCCCAAAAAUCAAAGUUUGAUAUGGUAUUUAGCGAUAAUUUAUUGGCAAGCUCCAGUUGUAUACACCUACUAAUUGUACUCACAACAUUUUGAAAGCAUGCUUUAAAAUGUUCAAUUGGCACCGACUUACCCACUAAACCCAUUAUGCAUUAAUUAGCGCUUAGUUUCGCUCUUUAUUUGCGCAUAAUCUCGUCCAUUUAUCAGUUUAAUAUUCAGUUAUCAUUGUUUAUUGGUUGAAGAGCUUAUCACCUGAUGAGUUUCGAAUUAUGUUUGAUUUCUACCAGUUCUGAGCCAGUUCCUCCGGAGGGAGGAAUUCAAUUACACGUGUAUUUGUACGUUUUAAGUGACAAACCCCAUUUAAUUAAAUUGCGAUUUUAAUUUGCCGCCUUUUCAGCGUUUAUGAUUAUUUGCAUAUUCAAAUUGUUUUAUUUUCCCACAGCUAAAACCAAACCGAAUCAAAACAAACCAUCAUCGACCACUAGCAAAAGAGCAAUAAAACCACACUCUAGAUAAAAAUGCUCCAAAUUGAAAUUCGAAUUUUAAAUUAGUUGGCAAAUUUGUUGUAAUGAGUAAUUAAAUAUUUUACAUGCAUUAAUUAAGCAUACAAAAGAGGCGAAUUAAAUACCAUAUACUAAUCAGGGUCUUUUGUUACGCCCUCUCCCCUCUUUUUUUUCUUCCCUCUUUUCCGUUUCAU